Pangasianodon hypophthalmus (striped catfish) is the source of this 2110-nucleotide messenger RNA. RefSeq names its product transmembrane protein 9 (gene tmem9). The record is from RefSeq and is a predicted model, not a curated record. The transcript has 6 exons. Gene Ontology annotation, cellular component: lysosomal membrane. Lineage: Eukaryota; Metazoa; Chordata; Actinopteri; Siluriformes; Pangasiidae. The coding region runs from base 125 to 676 and encodes 183 amino acids.
GAGUGCGUCUUUGUUUUGUAGCUUUUGUUUGUUACUUCACAUAGCGAGUGCUCUUUAAUGUUUCAUGCUUCAAGCGCUCUGGCUGGCAAAGGAGAGUCUGUCUAGUAAAUAAAGGGGAAGAAGCAUGUCGGUCAGUAUCCCACAGCUUCGGGCAGCAUCUUCAGCUCUGCUGCUCUUGCUUUUCUGUCAGGUGAUGUGUUCUGCACAUGAAGAUGAGAGUAUUGAAGACGUGCGUUGCAAAUGCAUUUGUCCUCCAUACCGAAGCAUCAGUGGCCAAAUCUACAAAAAGAACGUCACCCAAAAGGACUGUAACUGUCUGCAUGUAGUGGAGCCCUUGCCAGUGCCGGGUCAUGAUGUGGAGGCUUAUUGUCUGCUCUGUGAGUGCAAGUAUGAGGAGCGAAGCAGCAAUACCAUCAAGGUAACCAUAAUCAUCUACCUGUCUGUGGUCGGUGCUCUUCUGCUGUACAUGCUGUUCUUGCUUUUGGUGGAGCCUCUGAUCCGCAGACGUGAUCCCUACAGACAACCACUGCAGAAUGAGGAAGACUCUGAGGAUGUGAGGGCUCCAGGCCGAGGAAACACGGUGCUGGAGCGAGUGGAAGGGGCUCAGCAGCGCUGGAAGAAACAAGUUCAAGAGCAGCGCAAGACUGUAUUCGAUCGCCACAAAUUGCUUAGCUAAACUCUGUUACAGUGACACUCGGAGCAAAGGCAAGCUGAUCGUCCUGAGUUUCAUGAUUUAUUUAUUUAUUUUGUUAACAGUGGGACCACAUAUGGUUCAUGUUAUCAGUGAAGCUUUUUUUUUUACAUAGCAUUCUGUUUGCUAUAUGAACCUCAGUUUAAUUAAUGUGCUUAAAAUUCUAUUAAACUGAAAUUAUUAGGCUUGUUAUAUAACAAGGAGAAUUACAUAUAAUGGCUGCUUAGUUUAGACUUCAAAGUUAUAUUGCAAAUAUUGGGAAAAAUGGACUGUCUUGCAAAGUAAUAUGAAUUUGGGGAACACCUGACAUUCUCAACUUUUCUUCUAAAACAAAAUAGAUUGAGCAGGCAAAUGUAGUAAUUAAGCAACAUAGGAUUUGUCUGCAUGUUACAUGCAUAUCCCUUCUGCACAUUGUUAUAUCUCCAACUGCUUUUCUUCAUUUAGGACAUUUGUAAGUAAGAUAUCAGUGACUGGAUUCUGGGCUUUGCAAUGAUUGCCAUUCCUAAUGUCAUGCCAUGUCAUCAGUUGCCUAAGUGGCUUCUGAUUUCACACCAAAUAUAUGCUGAUUGCACUGAAUAUUUAUGAUUGUUUGAAUAUCUGUCUUUUGCACUUCGUAUGUAAAAUAAAUCUAAUACUGGCUUUGUAUUUCAGAUAAAGACCUAUGGAUUUUUGUUUGGAUAAUUUAUCUAAUAACUUGAUGGCUUUAACAUAUAUUAAUUCUGCUAAGACACUCUACAUUGAGUGGCUGUAUUUGUUAUUUUUGACAUGUAAGCUGUAUAUUAAGUGUAUUUGGUACACCUACCUUACAGUUAAUUAUUGGCCACUUUAUUGGGUACAUCUAACAUAUCUGAGGAAUUUAUAGGCAUAUUGUUUAAUUACUAUAAGCAUAUUGUUUAUAGGUGUACUGUUUUGCUUUGAUAUGUACAAUUUCUCAGCCUCCUCUACCCUGUUCUAUAGCUGAAAAGGUCCGCCAUAAGCUUUGCCCAUUGGGGGAGUCCUUAAAAUUUAUUUGUAGAACCCUACAACAUUGUUUUCCUUUUAGAAAAGGUUCCAAGUCAAGCCUGUUUUUGAGAUUCACUAAGAACCCUUAAAUAUCUAAUGAAUCCUUGAAGAACCCUUAUUUUCUAAGAGUGUAGGACUAGUCAUAAUGGUAUGAUGGUGUAUGGUUCUGCUGCUGUCCCUGAUAUACUCAUGCCAAUGCCUUGGUUCUGUGAUGGUGGAAUGAAUUGUCCAUGAUGACAGUAAUUAUGUGCUUAUUGGUAUGUACCCAAUAAAAUGAUUGCUGAGUGAAGGUGCAAGGGAGAUGUACCCAUUAAACAUGCAACUGAGUGUGUGUCACUGUUCUAUUUCAGGAAAUCUCAUUCCAUGUGUUGUAUUCUACUUGCACUGAGAUGAAAUAAACACAAUCUUUGAAAGUUG